Molecule: messenger RNA, 3169 nt
Organism: Scomber scombrus (Atlantic mackerel)
Lineage: Eukaryota; Metazoa; Chordata; Actinopteri; Scombriformes; Scombridae
Product: peptidase M20 domain-containing protein 2-like
Exons: 7
Coding region: 148-1371 (407 amino acids)
Molecular function (GO): dipeptidase activity
Source: RefSeq, a predicted model, not a curated record
AUAGAUGAACUUUGUGCUGCACCAAAGUGACAAGUAAAGUGAAUCAGAUCAAUUAUUUAUCUGACAGAAUCAUGUAUGAGCAGGGUCACUGAUGUGCUUUCGAUUGCAGUUCAGCCGACUGUACAGGGUGCUGUGUGUUAAAUCAACAUGGAGAAAGUGCAGCAGAUGAAAAACACCCUCCAACUAACCGUGGACUCACAUCGAGACGAGCUGCACAGUUUGAGUCGGGACAUUUGGAGCCGUCCAGAGCUCGCCGGUGACGAGAGACAUGCGCAGGAGAGACUCGUCCGCUUUUUCUCUCAGGAGGACCAGGCAUGGACGGUGGAAAGUCCCUACAAGCUGCCGACCGCAUUUCGGGCCAGCUGGGGUCCGGUCGGCGGCAGGGAGGGUGACCCGGUGCUGAAUGUGGGGUUCCUGUGCGAGUAUGAUGCGCUGCCGGGUAUCGGGCACGCGUGUGGGCACAACCUGAUAGCAGAGGUGGGAGCUGCGGCCGGUCUAGGGCUGAAAGCUGCUUUAGAAAACCAGAGUGCACCACCUGUCCGAGUGAAGGUUACUGUUCUUGGAACACCUGCAGAGGAGGCCAUAGGAGGAAAGAUCGACCUGAUCAAAGCGGGGGCUUUCGCUGACGUCGACCUCGUCUUCAUGGCUCAUCCAGCUCAGCAGGAUGCCUCGUUCCUCCCUUGUGUCGCACUCGAUGAGGUGUCAGUGAAGUACCAUGGGAAGGCAUCUCACGCAUCUGCAUAUCCCUGGGAAGGAGUGAAUGCCUUGGAUGCUGCAGUGCUCGCCUACAAUAACAUCUCAGUGCUUAGACAGCAACUCAAACCAGAGUGGAGGCUUCAUGGCAUCAUCAAACACGGAGGGGUGAAACCCAACAUUAUCCCCGCCUACACCGAGUUGCAGUUUUAUCUGCGCACGCCGCUAGUCAAAGAUCUUUGUGACCUGAAGGCUAAAGCGGAGGCUUGCUUCAGGGCAGCCGCUGUGGCUACCGGCUGCCAAGUGAAGAUAACCUACCCUACCAAUGCCUACUACAAUAUUCUGCCCAAUGCCACACUGGCGAACCUGUAUGAAAACAAUGGGAAAGCUAUAGGGAUUCAGUUUCCAGAGCAGCCAGCCAACUUCUGUGGUUCCACAGACUUUGGCAACGUAUCAUUCAUAGUCCCGGGUAUCCAUCCUUUCUUCUACAUCUGCACUGAUGCGUUUAACCACACGGAGGAAUACACAGAAGCAGCAGGAGCUGAAAAGGCCCAGUUGUACACCCUGAGGACAGCCAAAGCCCUGGCUAUGACAGCUGUGGAUGUGUUGUGCAGCCCUGAUCUGCUGAUGCAAGUGAAAGAGGACUUCAGGCUGGUCAAACUGAAGCACGAGAAAUGACUAAAGGGCAGCAACGCAGCUUUGGGAGCUCCAUAAAUACGCUAAUAUUAAUAAUAACAGGAAAAAAUAAUAAGGAAUUCUAUGACAUUUUAUAGCUGACAACUGAGUCAGGAUUGUGUUUGGCUUGAAUCAGAGAGCACAUUUUGGCAAACAGUAAGUUGCUCGUGUGGUUACCUUUGAAGGAUAGAGGCGUACAAACUACAACUCAGUGUGGUACAUAGUAUUUAUAACAAAGAUAUCCUUCGGAGCACUUUGGUAGCUGAGUGGUUACCACGUAUGCCACAUACUGGUUCAAUUCUAGCAAGGGACCUUUGCAGCAUGUCAUUCCCCUCUUGCGGCUUAGGGGCGGCUGGAUGUAGAGCGGUCGUCCUCCAAUUGGAAGAUUGGCGGUUCGAUUCCCGGCUCCUCCAGUCUACAUGUCGAUGUGUCCUUGGGCAAGACACUUAACCCCUAAUUGCUCCCGUUGCUGUGCCAACGGUGAGUGAAUGGUUAGCUUCCUCCUGAUGUGCAGGUUGGCACCCUGCGUGGUAGCUGCCACCAUCAGUGUAUGAAUGUGUGUGAAUGGGGUGAAUGAGUUGUAGUGUAAAGCGCUUUGAGUGGUCGAAAAGACUAGAAAGGCGCUAUAUAAGUACAGUCCAUUUACCAUUUACAGUCCAUUUGCUCUCUCCCUGUUUCCUGUCUGCCUCUAUGCCGCCCACUGUCAAAUUAACGCAAAAAAGACCAAAAUAAAUCUUUAAAAAAACAUCCUUUGUAGGGUUUGAGGUACUCAUGUGCAUCGGCCUACAGCCAACAUGUGUUGUUGACUUGUGCUUGGCAAGGUUUGACAUGCAAUGUUCUUUUAGGUGGAGUGUUGCCAGGAACUGUCACCUUUCCAGAUAAAGCAAUACUGCAAUCACUGCAGAGAAAGUACAAAUACAGCUUAUGGGGAGGAUGUAAGCUAACCAUCCUGGUUAUGAUUUUUUUUGCCUCAGAGCUGCCGACAUGUUUGCAGAUUCCUUAUUUGCAAAAUCUUUAUUUUAGAUGUUUGACUUUGACUUCAAUAUGAUUUUAUUGAUGAUGAUUUUUUGGUUUGGGUUUGUUGUAACCACAAUGGAAGUUAACUUAAAACCUUACUUUGUCCACCAUGACAUUUUUGUACAAUUGAAUUCCUUCUUUCUGUAAUGCCAAAUAAUCAGCAAAACAGUGUUUGUAUGUAAUAUAAUUUCUAUUCUUGCCCAUUUUCCCCUCUUGACAUGAUGAGGCAGUGCUAUUUGCGGUCAUUCGGCCCAUUGAAACAUUGGGAUUUCUGGCCACGCUUUUACCAGCAUAGAGGUCAAUUCAAAAUCUUUUGAUACUUAAUCCUUUUUGUGCUUCUGGUGCAGUGAUGCCUUUGUUCGUGUUCUUUAUAGGAUGAUGGUGCACAAAGUUUGAAUAUUCACCAUGCCCUUAGGACCUUGCUUGUAUUAAAAAGAGGGAGUGGUAUUCAGGACAAUCCACACUUUUACCCAUAAAAAUAAAUAGAGAGCUAAUUUAUGUAAUGUAUAUACAUCCUUUCACGCCACAUGUGAGCAGUUAAUGUUAUUACAGAAUGUGCAGUUUUUAUGAUUUAGCAUGAAUGCACAUUAGCAAUCAGACUUUGUGCCAGGCAAAGAGAGAGAGACCCUAAAGCUAGAAGGAAUCCAACGUCUAAUAACUGUGAAAGCUUAUCCCGCAGCAACGUUGAAAUACACUGUAAAAGAGAGCAGCAAAAUAGGAAAUGAAUUUGGGGAUCAAGACAUGAGAGUUGGGAAUUGAAUAAAAGUGCUUCAAUAGACACAGA